Mucor velutinosus is the source of this 789-nucleotide messenger RNA. RefSeq lists its product as uncharacterized. The transcript has a single exon. The coding region runs from base 1 to 789 and encodes 262 amino acids. Lineage: Eukaryota; Fungi; Mucoromycota; Mucoromycetes; Mucorales; Mucoraceae. The record is from RefSeq and is a predicted model, not a curated record.
AUGAAGGCAUUCAUCCAUUUCUCUGUGCUCUUGACAAACUAUCCUGGAGGCCUAACGCAGGCAUGGGCCUCUAGUUCACUGACUCAACUACUGUUCACCAGCAGCCAAACAUCUAUACUAGCAUCACUAUCAUCAUCACAUCAUAUCCAGCCACUUUCUAGCACUAAUUCAGCAUCCAUCCGAGUAUUGUAUUCCCCAUUUCCAGUCUGCAUUUUACCAUCCGCUACUUCUUCCUCCACUAGCCACUCGCAUGCAUUGUUCUCAAAUCAACUACUCUACUAUUUUUUAUUUCCAUUCUCUGAUGAACGACUCUGGCAGCUGAUUCUAUGUAAACUGGAGCAUUUCCAUCUAGGCUUCUUUUUGCUGGGAAGUGUCAACAACAUCUACUUUACUUACAAGAUUCUCAACGACAUGUUUGAUAUCGUACUGCUGGGCCAAGAUCAACAAGACAAUGAUGAAGAGCUGCAAGAGGACGAAGAGCAACAAUUGAAUAGUAUCACAAGAAGGUUGAGCAAACUCCUCAAAGGAUUUCUGCUGACGUACUGCUGUUCUUUGGUUAUCUUGUUCUGGAUCCAUUUCAACAUUUUUGCCUUUCAUGUCGACUCUCAGUACGAAUACACUACUUCAAAGCAAUUUGUAGCUGAAUUGCCGCUUUGGACACUUCGCUGGGUCACAUUGGGCAUUGCUGUGGCUGAUUUUGCUGCAAGAGGCAUCUAUCGCUGGUUGACUCGAAUCACCAACUGCGUAGAUCAAGAAGAUGUCUUGUCAUUACCCGAAAAUAUCAAAUAA